This is a messenger RNA of Nicotiana tabacum (common tobacco), 426 nucleotides long. RefSeq lists its product as uncharacterized. The record is from RefSeq and is a predicted model, not a curated record. NCBI's taxonomy places the organism in Eukaryota, Viridiplantae, Streptophyta, Magnoliopsida, Solanales, Solanaceae.
AUGGUUGAAGAUUCCGAGCUGUGGGAUGUUAUAUGUGAUGGUCCUUAUGUCCCUACAAAAAAGGUCAGAGAUCCUACUGUGACAUUGCCUAAGACGAGGAAAGAAUACAAUGAUGUUGACAUGAAGGAUGAUUUUAGCUUGCCAAUCUACCAAAGAGAAUGGGAAGCUUUACAAACAGCACACAAAGGAACUACUCAAGUAAAGCAAUCUAAGAUUGACAUGCUCACCAUUAAGUAUGAGCUCUUCAGAAUGAAAGACGAUGAAUCCAUUCAAGACAUGCACACUCAAUCCAAUUCCAUUAUAAAUGAGCUACACUCGCUUGGUGAAAUCUUUCUCAGGAACAAGCUCAUAAGGAAAAUUCUCAGUGUUUUGCCUAGUUCCUGGGAGAGUAAAGUGAAUGCCAUUACUGAAGCAAAGGAUUUAUAG